Molecule: messenger RNA, 826 nt
Organism: Gopherus flavomarginatus (Mexican gopher tortoise)
Lineage: Eukaryota; Metazoa; Chordata; Testudines; Testudinidae
Gene: GAL
Product: galanin and GMAP prepropeptide
Exons: 7
Coding region: 169-594 (141 amino acids)
Cellular component (GO): extracellular region
Molecular function (GO): hormone activity
Source: RefSeq, a predicted model, not a curated record
CCCACUCCACUGCAUCCUCUACUCAGUGAGCGCACCAGGGCCAUGCAGUGAGGAGUCCCAGCUGUGACCAUCCAUUCCCCAGAGCAGCCUGCGGACAGCUCCCUCCCCCACUGCCAGCCAGGACUGAACCCGCGCAGUGAAGAACAGAGCAGCAAACCCCAACUCAAGAUGCAGAGGUGGACUAGUCUCCUGUUUCUCUCUUUGAUCUUUUGCGCCACCCUCUCAGAGACAUUUGGACUCGUUUUAUCAGCAAAAGAAAAGAGGGGCUGGACUUUGAAUAGUGCUGGUUACCUACUUGGGCCACGUCGUAUUGAUCAGCUUUUACUGAUAAAGGAAAUGCCCAUUGCAAGGGGGAGAGAAGAGGCACCUGGGGAAUAUGCAGUAGAUAAUCACAGAUCUCUUAUUGACAAACAUGGCCUAGCUGGUAAACGUGAGAUACAGCCUGAAGAGGAUAUAAAAAUAGGUAAUCUUGGGAGACCAGUGGUUGACGACAAUGUUGUACGCACAGUAAUUGAAUUUUUGACUUACUUGCAUCUUAAAGAGGCUGGGGCACUAGAUAAUCUACUUUCAUCAGAAGAAACAAAUCAGUCCUGAAAAAUAAUGUAUUUAUACUUCAUUGUACUGUAAAUGAAGACUAAACUCUAAACAGAGCUUUAAAUGAACAGAAGAUGGUGAUUAUUGUUUACAUUACCCUUAUACAGAGUUACACAUGGUAAACUACUUUCUGCCCUUUUUGUUUUUUUUUCUGUGAUGUUACAGUGUAAGAUUUUUGCCUUGAUUAAAAAAAAAUUUCUUUAAGUGGUAAAAUAAAAAAAGAGCAGCUGUA